Messenger RNA from Procambarus clarkii (red swamp crayfish), 4169 nucleotides. RefSeq lists its product as uncharacterized. Gene Ontology annotation, cellular component: cell surface. The record is from RefSeq and is a predicted model, not a curated record. Lineage: Eukaryota; Metazoa; Arthropoda; Malacostraca; Decapoda; Cambaridae. Gene Ontology annotation, biological process: cell-matrix adhesion.
CUGCCCUCAUGGCUGUCGCUAGUGCUGACUCUCAUUAGUGCUGAGUCCUGCUAAUAAUGACACCCUCUAUAGUGCUGACAAUGGCUCCACCUGACCUAUUCUACUGACUUGUAAGCGGACUUUCUGAGCUCUGACGAAAAAGGAUGAACGGGCGGGUGUUGGCGGUGACCUCACUGCUCUUCAUGGCGGGAGCGACGGUACAAGGCAAUUGGUUCGCUGAACAAUGGAACACUUUCUCAUCCUCCAGCUUCUGGGCCACAACAUACCAGCUAUUCAACAAGGCUUUAACCACACUGAAGCAGCGGUUCCAGAACCUUUCAGACGAUGUGAAAGGAUGGCUGACGAACAAAUCCUUCUCGAAUGCCACAGUGACACAGUUGCUGAACAAGAUCCCUGCCGACGGCUGGAGAGAGAUACAUCCUGCUCUUCUGAUGACGGCCAAGAAGAAAGAGGUCACCAACUUGAUCGCGAUGGGUACCGGUAAGGUCCCCCAGAGGUUCCUGGACGAGCUGGAUCGUCUGACACUCCUCAACAUGACAAAUGAUGAAAUCAUCAGCCUGGCCCAAUAUGAUAUCAGCCAGUUGACAGUGAGCGAGGCCGUGACCCUGGUGUCAAGGCUGGGUGACCCCGCCAAGUGGUCUCCUCAGAACGUGACUGACCUCGGCCCAGUCAUCUUCCAGCUGCCCGUCUGCCUCGACAAGGUCCAGAACGACUCUACUGCCCAGGCGGUCAUGGAAAUCCUGAUAAUGUGCCAAUCAGCAAAUCCUGACCCCAACUGCCCACAUGUGGAGCACCUGUGGACACUCACACAGAUGAUGGUUCAACGCCUAAAGGGGCCUCCAUCAACCUGGAAUAAAGACACUGUCAGAGCCAUGGGUAAUGUCAGCAUAAUACCGGACUACGCUAUCGUAUACCUCACUAAUUCGUUUGUUAAGGACAAGAAGGCGGAUAUUGUCUCGGUGCCCAUUCCAGCCACAAGGUUCCGGACUUGCGAAAACUGGAAGCAAGCUUUAUGCCGGACUGAGCAGUGUACCGUCAUGACUGCUGCAGCUGACAAUAUAUGGUACAACAGUCUGGCCAAUCUGCAAGUGUGUGUGGGGCCAUCAGAUCUGUCACCAGCCGGACUAGCUGAUCCCACUCUCAAGGCAAUAGCUUACACGAACUCCAAGGCUAGGGGCAAGGAUAUCAACCCCCAGGAUGCUCGCAUCAUUCUCGAUGAUGCGCUGAUGAAUAAGACUGUCGACACCAUCACCAAGUCGGAUGUUGAUGCCCUGGGAGGGCCGUUGAUGAUGAGGGCUCCUGCGUGUUACCUAAAGGCCGCUGCCAAGCGUAGACUGUUGAAUACAGUUCUUCCAUCAAUGGACUCUAGUAUCAUGAUGGUCCAGGGACCUGAAUUUUCAACCAAGAUAAAUGCACUAAUGAAAGCUGACAUGGAUACGACAUUUAUUAAUGGAGUGUUCUACCUGAGCCUGUUGAGUGACUCCCUGAAGACAUAUAUUAGCCCAAAUCUUCUCAAGGAUCAGAACAAGGCAAACUGGAAACUGAUUGUUGAUAAAGCUCAGGAGACACGUCAGCGGUUGACAACUUACCAAAUCGACGUAAUUAUGUCACAGUUGACAACCACAGAACUACUCCCAUACACCCCGCUCUUUAAGGAGUACGCCUCUACCAGAAAGAUAGAAGGCCUAGACCCGACCACUUUGGCAAUGCUGUCCAAGAAUAUGUCGCCCUUCUCCCUUCCUUGUUUGCGAGGUGCCUACUUGAUCUUUGGUGGCACAAAUAACAUCUCUGCUGAAGUAAUCAGGCAAGGCAUGGACUUUCUACCCUGCAUGAGUGCCACUGAUGCCCAAAAAGUGUCUGCAAGUGAUCUCUUUCGUGUGUUUGGGGCUAUCCAGGCCACAAACAAGGCACUAUCCACGGCAGCAUGCCGAGUGUUCAGAGACAAGCUGAUGGACUGGGCCGCUACUAACAUGCCCACCGGACUCGCAUCUUUGUCAGAUGUUGGCCAGCAGCUCUUUUUGAAGGAUGUUACAACCAUCCCCCCAUGUGUCAUUGUUAGCAUGGGAAACAUCGCCCUGCAAGUGCUGAAUGCAGAGAUGAAGCAAGUACUGUUAAUGCAGAUGUGCAAGAACAGCAUCCUUUCCACCAUCCCCCGGAACAGCAGGCGACUCUUCAUUAACUCUAUUUUUGGCAAUAUGGUAAGUGCUGCAGGAGCAAAGGUGGGAGUCUGCGAGUUAAACAUCCUCAAUGACUGUGCAUUUGACCUCAGCCCAUAUAACUUGAAGAAAAUGGACGAGUUUGCCUCCUUUGAGUUUAUCAAGCGUCUGCAAAAAGCCUUCCUGAGCGCGGUGCCUCCCUGCCUCGACCAGUCACAACAGCAACAGAUUGGUCAGAUGCUUGUCAAAGCUAAAGGGCCCACCACCACCUGGAAAAAUGCAAGUGACAUCAGUUGCCUCCUGGGAAUGCUACCAAGCACCAAUUUGAUGACAAUUCCGGAUGAGGUCUACACGUCCACGUCUUGCAACAUUAUGAUGUCCCCCUUUGAGGAUGGUCAGCUGGGUGUGUGUAAGAUUGGUGCCAUGAAUAUUAGAGACAGCAUCGCAAUGGAUCAGGCAAAAAGAUGCAUCAAGCUGAGGCAGACAGGAGGCACUGCCACAGCAUGUGACAAAAUAUCAUGUGGAGGAGUUACCGUGUUGACCACUGCAGAGAUCAGAAAAUUUCAGCUGCAAGAGGUGAAGGAACACUUGGUUGACCUUGCCUCCAAGGAUAUGGGCAUGGAUAAGGCUGUGAUCCUGGCUGGCAAGGUGAGGCAACUGAGAAGCCAGGGUAACCUGACACAGGAGGAGCAGACUAGACUUGGAUACAUCUACCAGGCCUUCACUGUGGAUGACAUAAACAACAUUACCACAUGGAACACUCCAGCAGCCAAGGAGAUGAUCUUCUGGAUGGGGAUGAUGACCUCCAUGUCUGAUGAGGCGAUGACUGCAAUCAGGGACAAUGUUCUGACUAAUUACAAGAGCUUAUCGAGCAUGACCUCACAGGACCUGAUGCUGCUGGGGCGAGUGGUGUGCUACUUCACUCAAGACCAGAUCAAUGCCAUUCCCUUGUCUGCUUUCCUGGAUGCUAUGAGGUACUUGGGCACACAGGACUGUAGCGGUGAGAACAACGGUACACUCUACCUUGCCAGCAGGGCCAUCGAUGCAUACAACAGUGACAACAGAAGCAUCGGAAACUGGGACCCGGCGACGGUAAGUGAGAUGGGACUCCUGAUGGGUGGUCUCAGCCCAGAGAGCUUGGCCAUGAUGCCUGACAGAGCCUUCUCAGGUCUGACCUCAGCCGGCAUACAAUCUAUUCCCCCUGGUGUCUUGAAGGUAAUUAAAAUGUCCCAGAUCAAGAAUUUGACUCCCACAACAGCAGCAUCCAUCUCAUCAAAUCAGAUGGCGGAGUUUAACUCCGAUAUGGUUGCAGCUCUGCAGGAUAUGCUACCCUCGCCUCCUCCAGGGGCAGGAGCUCAAGGACUACAUGUCUCUGAGGUCGUGGGAGCCUUGACGCUGGUGUUGGUGUUGGUGUAGCUACUUGGAGGCAUUCAUGGACCAUCACCUUGGUAUACUACAUGUACCCAGUACACAAUGAGCUUUGUACUUGGCAACACCUACUGGACCAGCAGCUGACCUUGCCGUCCUUGGCAACACCUGCUGGACCAGCUACUGACCUUGCCGUCGUUGGCAACACCUGCUGGACCAGCAACUGACCUUACAGUCUUUGGCAACGCCUGCUGGAGCAGCAGCUGACCUUGCCGUCCUUGGCAACACCUGCUGGAGCAGCAGCUGACCUUGCCACUCAAUAAUGAAUGAAUUGAGUCAUUAGUCAUCAUCAGCUAUUUUUCAGUAGUAACUUUGUUACAACUUUCAAAUUGAAUAUAUUUUUCCUAUUGAUUUACAGUGUACCAAUCUGAUAUAUAUACUAUUUUGCAGCAGGUUAAUACUGAUGACAGUACAGUAGUGUAAUUUUUAGUAUUACUACAUAUAACUUUCAGUAUUAAUAAAUUUAAUAAUUUGACAGGCAAUACUUGCCCAGUGCCUUAAGUCUUUACUUUUUAUCUGUAUAUAAGAAUGUUGUUGUAGUUAGUGUUUAAACAAGCUAAGAGGAUUAAUUAGUAUCAAUAUUAU